GCUCAAGAAGACAACUUGGAUAACAAACGGAAGAUAAAAAGGAAACAAAAAGAAUGUGGCAUAUAAAGGGUAUAAUACCUGGAGACUCAUAAACAGAAGCAGAAAAAUGAAUGGUGGAAAGGAGUGUGACGGAGGGGACACGGAUGGAGGGCCACCAGCAGUGCAAGUUCCCGUUGGUUGGCAGCGACGGGUGGACCAAAGUGGAGUGCUCUAUAUCAGUCCCAGUGGGUCUUUAUUAUCCUGCUUGGAGCAGGUGAAGACUUACUUGCUGACUGAUGGAACAUGCAAGUGUGGCCUAGAAUGUCCUCUUGUUCUUCCCAAGGUCUUUAAUUUUGAUCCUGGAGCUGCUGUGAAGCAGAGAACUGCUGAAGAUGUUAAAGCGGACGAAGAUGUCACCAAACUAUGCAUCCACAAAAGGAAAAUUAUUGCUGUGGCUACACUUCAUAAAAGCAUGGAAGCACCACAUCCUUCACUAGUCCUAACUAGUCCUGGUGGUGGAACAAGUGCAACUCCAGUUGUUCCUACUAGAGCAGCAACUCCAAGAUCAGUGAGGAAUAAAUCACAUGAAGGAAUUACAAAUUCUGUGAUGCCGGAAUGUAAGACUCCUUUCAAGUUGAUGAUGGGGGCAUCUAAUGCCAUGGGUAGGCUUUAUGUGCAAGAAAUGGCUGGAAGCCAGCAACAAGAACUUCAUUCUGUCUAUCCUAGGCAGAGAUUGGGUAGUAAUGAACUCGGACAGAAGUCUCCGUAUCGUGGCAGUCACGGUGGGAUGCCCAGUCCAGCUUCAUCAGGAUCACAGAUAUACGGAGAUGGCUCAAUCUCUCCCAGGACUGACCCACUUGGAAGCCCUGAUGUUUUCACAAGGAACAAUCCCAAUUUUCAUGGAGCACCCAACUCUAGUCCUAUUCACAUGAACAGGACACCUCUCUCUCCACCAUCAGUAAUGCUACAUGGUUCUCCCAUACAGUCAUCCUGUGCAAUGGCUGGAAGGACUAAUAUACCUCUUUCCCCAACCUUGACCACAAAAAGCCCAGUAAUGAAAAAACCCAUGUGUAAUUUCUCAGCUGGUAUGGAAAUACCACGAGCAAUGUUUCACCAUAAACCGCCCCAGGGCCCACCCCCGCCUCCUCCACCACCUUCUUGUGCUCUUCAGAAAAAGCCAUUAACAUCAGAAAAGGAUCCACUUGGCAUACUUGACCCUAUCCCUAGCAAGCCAGUGAACCAGAACCCAGUUAUCAUUAACCCAACUACUUUCCAUUCAAACGUCCACUCUCAGGUACCUGUGAUGAAUGUAAGCAUGCCUCCUGCUGUCGUCCCUUUGCCAAGUAAUCUUCCUUUGCCAACUGUCAAACCUGGGCACAUGAACCAUGGAAGUCACGUUCAAAGAGUGCAGCACUCUGCUUCAACUUCCCUCUCUCCUUCACCGGUGACAUCCCCGGUUCAUAUGCUGGGAUCCGGGCUUGGAAGGAUCGAGGCUUCUCCCCAAAGAUCACGUUCUUCUUCCACGUCAUCAGAUCAUGGCAAUUUCCUGCUGCCUCCAGUAGGACCACAGUCAUCCUGUAGCGGUAUUAAAGUCCCUCCCAGGUCCCCACGGUCAACAAUAGGGUCACCAAGACCAUCUAUGCCAUCUAGCCCUUCCACCAAGCACGAUGGACUUAAUCAGUACAAGGAGAUCCCUAACCCAUUAAUUGCUGGAAUGAGUAAUGUAUUAAAUCCUCCAAACAAUGCAGUUUUUCCCACUGCAUCGGCUGGAAGCGGUUCCUUGAAGAGUCAGCCUGGUUUGCUGGGAAUGCCUUUAAAUCAGAUCUUGAACCAGCACAACGCGGCCUCUUUUCCAGCAAGCAGUUUACUCUCAGCAGCAGCCAAAGCACAGCUAGCAAAUCAAAAUAAACUUGCUGGUAACAACAAUAACAGCAGUAGCAAUUCUGGACCUGUUGCCAGCAGUGGCAACAACGAAGGACACAGCACUUUAAAUACCAUGUUCCCUCCUGCUGCCAACGUGCUUCUACCAACGACUGAAGGGCAGAGUGGCCGAGCAGCACUCAGAGAUAAGUUGAUGUCUCAGCAGAAAGAUCCUCUGAGGAAAAGGAAGCAGCCCACCACCACAGUGCUGAGUUUGCUGAGACAGUCUCAGAUGGACAGUUCUGGAGUUUCCAAAGCUGGCUCUGAUUUGAUAAGAAAGCAAAGUCAAAGCUCCUUUCCCAUCAGUUCUAUGUCCCAGCUACUUCAGUCCAUGAGUUGUCAAAGCUCUCACAUGAGCAGCAAUAGUACCACCAGUUGUGGGAGCUCCAAUACUGCUUUACCUUGCUCUGGUAACCAGAUGCAUUUCGCAGACACCAGUAUGAACUCUGGCAGCCUCCAGAACUCGCUGGCACAGAGUUUACCCCUGCGAGGGGAAGGUGUGCACUGCCAGAACACAAACACUAACUUUGUCCACGGUACAAGCCCGGGCACCACCAACCACCUUGCAGGGUUAAUCAAUCAGAUGCAGGCCAGCGGCACCUGCGGGAUGCUCGCUCAGUCAGGAAUGGCUUUAGGAAACUCAUUACAUCCGAACCCACCUCAGCCCAGAAUCCAGGCAUCCUCCACUCCAGUGAUACCAAACAGCAUUGUUAGCAGCUGUAAUCAAACAAGUCCUGAAGCAGGGGGUUCAGGACCAUCAUCAUCAAUAGCCAUAGCUGGCACCAGCCAACCUGCCAUCACAAAGACAACAUCUGUGCUUCAGGAUGGUGUAAUCGUCACUACUGCAGCUGGAAACCCACUUCAGAGCCAGCUGCCCAUGGGGAGCGAUUUCCCUUUUGCUGGCCAUGAACACUCGCUUCAUUUCCCGCAGAACAGCUCUUCAAACAACAAUCUUCCACAUUCUUUGAAUCAAAACCUCCUCAAUUCUCUGCCUAUCUCUUUGCCAGUGAAUCAGCAACAUCUCCUAAACCAGAAUCUAUUAAAUAUACUCCAGCCUUCAGCAGGAGAAGGCAAGUCUGAGGUCAACCUCAACCCUUUAGGUUUUCUCAACCCGAAUGUAAAUGCUGCUUUAGCUUUUCUCUCCAGUGACGUGGAUGGGCAGGUAUUGCAGCCUGUUCAUUUUCAGCUUCUAGCAACCCUCCUCCAGAACCAAGCCCAAGCAGCUGCCAUGCUUCCCCUACCAUCUUUCAAUCUGACCAUCUCAGAUUUGUUGCAACAGCAAAAUAACCCUUUACCCUCAGUAACACAGAUGACAGCCCCACCUGACCAUUUGCCAAGCACUCAGUCAGAAAGCAACAGGGUGGAGACCCUUUUAACCAACCCCCUGGGCAACCCCAUUCCAAGCUUUUCAGGCACUGACACUACUUCUAACCCCCUGCUCCUCCCAGCUGUCUCUGGGGCCUCAGCAUUAAUGGCCUUGAAUCCCCAGCUGGUGGGAGGUGUCCUGAACUCCGCAUCGGGCAACACCGCUAAUCAUCCAGAGGUUUCCAUAGCCACCUCCUCCCAAGCAACCACUACCACAACCACUACAUCAUCCGCAGUGGCAGCACUGUCUGUCUCAACCCUGGGUGGUGGGACAGCAGUGGUGUCAAUGGCAGAAACAUUGCUGAACAUAUCUAAUAAUGCUGGGAAUCCAUCUGGUCCAGCUAAACUCAACAAUAACUCUGUGGUGCCACAGCUACUUAACCCUCUACUGGGGACAGGUCUGCUUGGUGACAUGUCAUCUAUAAACACUACUUUGAAUAACCAUCAGCUGAGUCAUCUCCAGUCGCUAUUAAACAACAAUCAGAUGUUUCCUUCAAAUCAGCAGCAGCAACACCUUCUCCAGGGCUAUCAGAACGUGCAGGGCUUUCAAGGCCAGCCCCCAAUUCCUGGCCCAGCUAACAACCCAAACCCCAUGGCGUGUCUGUUCCAAAAUUUCCAGGUGAGGAUGCAGGAAGACGCUGCUGUCCUGAACAAAAGAAUGAUCACUCAGAUGGGAAUGGCACCACUUCCUGAGAGCUCCAGCACUAUGCUUCCUCCUUUCCAAGAAACAUCUUGUGAUCUGCAGCAAAGAACUGAACCAUCUCUUGGACAACAGGCAAAGGAUAACCUCAAUGUCGCUGCUCAGGGUGAUACCUCGGUGGACGCUAUCUACAAAGCAGUUGUAGAUGCUGCAAGCAAAGGAAUGCAAGUAGUAAUCACCACUGCUGUUAGCAGUACAACACAGAUGAGUCCCAUUCCAGCUUUGAGUGCCAUGAGUGCCUUCACAGCCUCAAUUGGUGACCCAUUAAAUCUUUCCAGUGCUGUCAGUGCAGUAAUCCAUGGAAGAAACCUCGCCGUGUCCGAUCAGGAAGGCAGGACAAGGAACAGCAGAGGGACGCGAGUCCUGAAGAAUUCAGAGCACGGGAAGAACGCCAGCGAAGGGGAGGGUUAUGAGUAUUACAAACCAACCAGUUGUAACACACCCAAAAAACAGUGGGAAGGGGAGCAAAGUCCUGUCAGCGAGAUCAACAGGUGGAAAUGUGAGGAGUUUCUAGACCACUCUGCCCAUAUCCAUAGCAGCCCUUGUCACGAGAGGCCCAACAACAUCUCUGCGCUGCCACUCUUACAGGGCGAGCAGCAUCAGCUCCUCUUGUCCCAGCGGAACUGUCAGAGCGAGAAAAUGCUGGAGGAGAAUUUCAGGUAUAACAAUUACAAAAGAACUAUGAUGAGUUUUAAGGAAAGACUGGAGAACACUGUGGAACGAUGUGCACACAUCAACGGCAACAGGCCUCAGCAGAACAGAGGAUUUGGGGAGUUGCUGAACACUUCUAAACAAGACCUGAUUCUGGAAGAGCAAUCCCCCAGCUCCUCAAACAGCUUGGAAAGUUCGUUAGUUAAAGACUAUAUCCAUUACAAUGGAGAUUUUAAUGCCAAAAGCAUUAAUGGGUGUGUGCCUAGCCCUUCAGAUGCUAAAAGCAUCAGUAGUGAAGAUGACCUAAGGAACCCAGAUUCCCCUUCUUCAAACGAGCUGAUACAUUACAGGCCGAGGACGUUUAAUGUUGGCGACUUGGUCUGGGGCCAAAUCAAAGGACUGACUUCAUGGCCUGGGAAACUAGUAAGAGAAGAAGAGGUUCACAAUUCAUGUCAACAAAACGCUGAGGAGGGGAAGGUGGAGCCAGAGAAGUUGAAGACACUAACAGAAGGUCUAGAAGCUUACAACCGAGCCAGGAAAAGGAACAGAAAAAGUGGAAAGCUAAAUAACCAUUUAGAAGCUGCUAUACACGAGGCCAUGAGUGAACUAGACAAAAUGUCUGGGAAUGUCCACCAAAUUCCCCAGGGAGACAGACAAGUGAAGCCUCCAAAACCCAAGAGGAGGAAGAUCUCUAGAUAACAUUGAAUGUCUUUGUUACUGGUCCAGUGCUUAAAAAACUGAACGUGCACAUCAAGUCUAUCUGUAGGUAUUGAUAUAGAUGUGGGUAUAUCAAUAUUUAUGUGAAGACAGCAGGGGUGCUCCGUGGAUUUUUGGUGAUCAAGGAGGGGGUUUUAGUGGUUGCUGGAUAAGCCAAUCAGAAAUCUGGAGAGGUUGCAGUAACAAUU
This is a messenger RNA of Indicator indicator, 5520 nucleotides long. RefSeq names its product methyl-CpG binding domain protein 5 (gene MBD5). Gene Ontology annotation, cellular component: nucleus; chromocenter. The transcript has 11 exons. Bases 107 to 5314 code for a protein of 1735 amino acids. The record is from RefSeq and is a predicted model, not a curated record. Gene Ontology annotation, molecular function: chromatin binding; DNA binding. Lineage: Eukaryota; Metazoa; Chordata; Aves; Piciformes; Indicatoridae.